Molecule: messenger RNA, 1116 nt
Organism: Dicrocoelium dendriticum
Lineage: Eukaryota; Metazoa; Platyhelminthes; Trematoda; Plagiorchiida; Dicrocoeliidae
Source: the annotation of a GenBank genome assembly
AUGAGAUCAUGCCCUAGAGGUCAAACCGUCCAAAAUGAACGGGACAAGAUUAGCACCAGAUCCAGCCUCCCGGAUUCGGCCACCACAAGUCAAACGCUAUUGAAUCUAAAACAACUGGUGCAAGCGGAAUCACGAGCUCAGUGCGCGAUUCAAGACAACUGCUGCCCGCGGCCAGGUUCGGAGUCAGAAGCGCAGUCUGUACUAAUGGAUGGUAUCAGUCAAAUGGCUGAUGUGAAGGACAUUUGUGAUUCCAUUAAAACGCAGCUAGUCUUCCUCAUCGAAUGGGCAAAGAGCUUGCCCAGUUUCGAAACACUCCCGAUGAGUGAUCAAAUUGCGUUAUUACAAUCCCAUGCCGGAGAAAUGCUGAUUCUUGGAGCCGUCUGGCGUUCGCUGUCCACUGCACGUGCUCAACAGACUACUCGGUAUAGCUGCUGUUUAACUAACGGCGAUGCCGUCAAGCGUAUCCAGCAGUGUCAGUCGGAAAGGCCGAGAGGGAUCUGUCCGGACAUCGGAAGAAUUGCUAAUAGUUCAGAUAUUUUCUGUUUGGCUCAAGAUGCCAAUACGAACCAAGGCGACCAGCACGGACUAGUUGAUACACAAACCAGUGAUCCCCAGUUGAUUCUGCUUGGAAAUCGUCGAGUCAUAUCCAGAAGAAGUCCACAGAUGCAGAUCGCUGAAAUUGCUCGACUGAUUCUUGAUCACUUGUAUCAACCGAUGCAAGAGCUAUGUUUGGAUGACGCGGAAAUGAUUUGUCUUCGAGCAAUCGUGUUUUUCGAUCCAAACUGUGCCAAUCUGACCGAAUCCGGUCGCACUUUGGUACGAAUGUGCCAGUAUCAAAUCCAAAUUGAACUGAUGCACUUGAUGAAUGACAAGCUGUAUCUUCCCCAAGGUCGCUUCGGGGCAUUGCUCUUACUUUUGCCCGAGCUGCGUUCAGUCACACAGCAGAUGGUGAACCGGCUGCAGCUCGCCAAACAAAUGGGUCUGACACGCCUAGAUGAACUUCUGUCUGAAAUACUCUUGUGUCGUGAGUCAAAUGGUGUGUCACCUUUCCCUGCCAUUCCAUUUGUUCAUCUUUAUCUGUGCGUUUUUAAGUCAGUUCUCGAUCGCUCCAUAUAG